GAGGCAAGGCCAGAGAUCAAGAUGGAUAACAAACGUCAUAGAGUAAAAUUCUAUGCCAUGGUGGAAGACAAGCAGUGGAAUAAUAUAGGUGGUGCAGGACAAAUUUCAUCCAAAUAUGUUGAACGGUUCCAUGGCAUGUGCCUGCUUAUUCACUCAGAAUCCGAUGGCUCACUGAUUAUGGAGUGUAAGAUACAUCCUAAUGUGCCCUAUUACAAACAUCAAGGAGAUGUAAUCAUUUGGUCUGAAGCUAAGAACCAUGGUACGGCAAUACAUUUCCAGGAACCAAAUGAUUGUCAAGAGACAUGGGAAGUUAUCUGUCAAGUUCAAGGUAAAGACCCAAGUGUAGAAAUCACCCAAAAACUUAAUGAUGAUCUGGAAAGUUUUGAAGAUCUGCUGCCAAGCUGGAAUUGGGUCGAGAUGUCAAGCUGUGAACUCCAUACACUUGAAAGCAUUGCAGAUUUACUUACUUUUGUCAAUGAAGCACCAAGCCACAAAGAAAACCUGGCACUGAUCUUGGAAAAGGAAGGCUACAUUACAAAAUUGCUGCAGCUGUUCAAAACUUGUGAAAAGCAUCAUUACUUGGAAGGCUUACACUAUUUGAAUAACAUCAUUAAAGGAAUACUGUUUCUAGACAAUUCACAUUUGCUUAACAUUAUUUUUUCUGAUGAAUUCAUCAUGGAUGUGGUAGGAUGCCUUGAAUAUGGCCCUGGUUUAGAUCAGCCAAAGAAGUAUAGGGAAUUCUUGACUCAAAAUGUGAAAUUUAAGGAAGUUAUUCCAAUAACACACCCCCAACUUAGACAAAAAAUUCAGCAGACCUACACAAUGCAAUAUAUUCAUGAUAUUGUGUUGCCUACACCAUCCAUAUUCGAAGAGAAUCUUCUUUCUGGUGUUACUGCUAUGAUUUUUUUCAACAAAAUUGAAAUAAUUACCAUGCUACAGAAAGAUGAAAACUUUUUGCUCGAAGCUCUUGCUCAAUUAAAAGAUAACACUGUAGGUGAUGAGCGACGGCAUGAAUUGUUAUUAUUCUUCAAGGAAUUCUGUGCAUUUGCUAAGACAUUACAAUCUCAAAAGAAAAAUGCUUUACUGAAAGCACUAAUAAAGCUAGGAAUCAUGAGUGCUCUGAAAGUUGUAGUGCACAUAAAUGAUUAUCAAAUACAAGUAGCUGCUCUAGAAAUAUUUGCUUAUCUAGUAGAAUAUAGUCCACGUCUAGUCCGGGCAUAUGCAAUGGGAGAAGUUCAGAACAGUGAAGAUAAUGAUGACCUUCUCAUUAAUAUAAUGAUCAAGCAAAUGAUCAGUGAUUCUGAUCCUGAAUUUUCACGAGGCAUCAUUUUGACAGCAGUUCUUCAUGAUCUUCUAAAGAUAGAAAAUACACGUGCCACAGCUAAGAGAUGUGAAAGAAGGAAAUUUCUGAAUUUCUUCUAUACACGCUGCAUGAGUAACCUCAUAGCGCCGAUUUUGUCUACCACAGUAGAAAAUGACAGCAAUGAUAGGGCUACUAUCUGCCCUGAUGAUUAUCAAAAUGCACAAUUGCUUGGAGCAGUUUUAGAAAUACUCACAUUUUGUGUGCAAUACCACUCAAAGUACAUGAAAAAUUGUAUUAUAAGCAACAACUUGCUCAGCAGUAUCUUGUUGCUGAUGAGUUCAAAGCAUACUUUUCUGAUUUUGUGUGCUGUCCGGUUUAUGAGAAAAAUUAUUGGCCUUAAAGACAAAAUGUAUAAUCUUUACAUAAUUAAUCAAAACCUUUUUGAACCAGUUGUAAAUGCUUUUAUACACAAUGGAACUAGAUACAAUAUGUUAAAUUCAGCUAUUAUUGAGCUAUUUGAAUUUAUAAGAGAAGAAAACAUCAAGCCUCUCAUUGCAAACAUUGUGGAAAAUUAUUUUAUGUCCUUUGAAUCAAUUCAGUAUGUCCAGACAUUUAAAGGGCUGAAAACUAAAUAUGAAGAGGAGGAAAUGAAGAAGAGAGAGAGAGAACUAAGAAGAUAUUUACAUAAUGUAAAAUACAAGCAAACAUAUUGUAGACGUAUCAAAGUUAUGGAGGUAAAAGUCAAAGCAGACAUAUUUUCUAGAAGGGAAGAAGAAGAAGAAGAAGAAGAAGGAGGAGGAGGAGGAGGAGCUAUUCUACCAAUGGGAAGUGACUUUCCAAGUCAUUAUGACAUAUUUAUGAAAAUUAAAGAGACCAAUGAAAGAGAAAAUGUAAUAGAACGUCCAAAAAGAAAAUUAUCUGAAGAUUUUGAAUGUUCUCCAUCUCAAGGUGGUGAUUCUGAUAAUGGCAUGAACACAGUUCACUGUAGCAACCUUGUUCCUUUAGGGGAUUACUCAUAUGAUACUGAUGGUGACAAUGAUGACAAUCCUUAUGGAAACAAUGAAAAUGCAAAAGGAGAUGAAGAACCUCCAAUAAAAAGACCUAAUCUUAGUUCAUAA
This is a messenger RNA of Apodemus sylvaticus (European woodmouse), 2421 nucleotides long. RefSeq names its product protein PPP4R3C-like. Gene Ontology annotation, molecular function: protein phosphatase activator activity. The transcript has 2 exons. The coding region runs from base 22 to 2421 and encodes 799 amino acids. The record is from RefSeq and is a predicted model, not a curated record. NCBI's taxonomy places the organism in Eukaryota, Metazoa, Chordata, Mammalia, Rodentia, Muridae. Gene Ontology annotation, biological process: DNA damage response; protein dephosphorylation. Gene Ontology annotation, cellular component: nucleoplasm; protein phosphatase 4 complex.